UUUAUUUGGCGCUUACAAGAUGGCUGCGCCCAGGGAAGUGACCCCGAUUAUUCGUUGGAUUCGUCAUGUCUGCCUCGGAAGGUACAAUUUGAAGAAUCCUCUGAGGUUUAAGGGUGAACAGUCAGUGAGGGACCCACCCUUGCCUGUGUUACCACAAGGAGUAUCUCAUAAACUCAAUACAAACUAUUAUUACUCUCGAGAUGGAAGAGGAGAAUCCACACGUCCUACUUUGGCAUAUGAAGGUCUGAAACAGAAAGCUAUACCAUCUGGAGAGACUAGUGCCGAAACGAGUGUUGCUACAAAAGAGAGUCGUCCAAGAAUACCAGGAUUUGGCUACAACCCUGACACAGAUUCAGCAGCAUACAGCAAGGCCACACUAUAAAAUAUAUCUUAAUGUAUGCAUAUAUAGUAUAAGGACAUUAACUGUAGAGUUUCAAAGUUAGAAAAUGUUUUUUUCUGUUUUAUGUACGCGGACAGAUCCUUUAAUCAACACUGCCAAUUUUUUCCAUAGAAAUAGUUUUAACUGAUUGGAUAAUGAAGAAGUGAUUAUCAUUCUAUAUUAUAGUGUAUUUAUUGCAACUAAUUGUCAUAGAAAUUAUGAAAUAGUUGCAUUUGUAAAUAAAUUGUUUGUUGUUACAAUACAUAUAUAUAGACUUGAAUUUGUUUGUUAAACAGCUUUUAGCUGAAAUUCUUAUCCUGAAUAUCCCUUUUAUUUUGGAAAGAAUAAGUAUGUCUUAGUCAAGUCGUUUUAUAUUUUAGUGUUAUAAGAAGAGCUGUUAUUGGCCCUUUAAGAAAGUAAAAGUUGAGU
Owenia fusiformis is the source of this 808-nucleotide messenger RNA. NCBI's taxonomy places the organism in Eukaryota, Metazoa, Annelida, Polychaeta, Sabellida, Oweniidae. The record is from the annotation of a GenBank genome assembly.